UGCUCAACGUCAACAUGGGAAAACAUAGUGCAAAAGUCCAUUAAGUGUUUCGCGAAUUGAGUGAAAAAAAAACAUAAUAAAAUUAUCAUUAAAAAAUCUUGUAAUUAUUGCAACUGGACAACCGUAAAAACUGCAACUCGUCAACUUAAUCACAUUUUGGAUUGUAAUAAAUGCCCAAAAAACAUUAAAGACGCAUUUCAAACUGAUUCAAAUGCGGCAUAACUGUUGCGAAUUUUUGGACAAACCCCCAAAGGGAGGUGGGACUUGUUGCGCACGCUGAAACGAGAGAAAACACAGAAUAUUACCCUCUCGGACUGAUCCACCCGCGUACGGAUGCGUAGUGUUCGUAACAACGUAGCACGUACCUAUAUAUAUAAACGGAAAAGUAGAUUUCACUCUGUACAGUAUCUCCGUUUGUACCAAACUGGUCGCGCUCUGGGGCACAGAGACCAAAUGUAUUGGAACGCAGUGCUUCUAAUGGCCUGGUCUUUGGCCACGGUCUCAGCCAUUUUGGAUUCCACCAAGAGUCAACGUUACUGGGAUGACACGAAACCCGACGAAGCUGGUCGCUAUCCAAACGAUAACAUGCUGAAAACAUAUAUGGCAAGAGGAGGAGGAAAUAAACAUUUCGUUACUUCCGUAUUUCCGGAAAUGGAUGCCAGAGGAUUUCAUGAAUACGUUUUCGAUGGACUACAGCCGGAUUUUCAGUGGCCGUCAAUUAAGUUUAAAAGGAACUAUUAUCCGCAAGGAAUUACGUCCCGAGGGUUCAGCGAUGAUAUUUUUCACCAAAGCUUUGGAAUGUUCGAGCCUUUAAAAAGGUCGGUGUCCAGAACGUCUCCGUCCGUGGCAAACAUGUUGCGGCGCCUGUACCCGAACACCGGCGGCGGCAUCAGACUGCGCCAACCGGAUGAGCACGCCCCGAGAUCGACCGCGGCCAAGCGCCGGCCCGAGAUGGACGCCAACGGGUUCCACGGCGACUCGUUCACCGGCGGUUUCGACCGGUUCGACACGAUGAAGCGCAGGCCCGAAAUGGACGAGACCGGUUUCGAGGGCGACUCGUUCACCGGUUUCGGCGGGUUCGAGACCAUGAAGAGGGACGACGGCAAGAACCCGGCCCGCCCCGCGUCCCCCGCCCACGCCGGUCGGCUGUUCGGCGGGCGACAGGAGUAGCGGCGGCGGCGGCAUUACACCCCACCGUCACUACCCCACCGCCACCCGCAGCAGGAGUACACUCUUCGUCAUUGCAGUCGCCAUCGCCUCCGCCGUCGUCGUUGUCGACGUUUUUUAAUAUAUUAUUACAAAAUAUAUAAUACACGUAUUUAUAGCCAGUAGAAAUUGGAUUCAUAUAUUAUUAUUAUUAUUAUUAUAUAUUAUUAUAAUAUAGAGAGACUUAUAUUAUUACCGUAGGCGGAAAUCGUGUGCACGACUACAAUAUUGCAGCUGUAAUACGAGAGUGGCUAACAUUUUAAAAUACCUAAACAGACUAUUUUCUCGAAACUUAAACAAUAAUGUUACGACUUCAUAAAGCAAAUAACAUUAAAAAAAAAAAAAAUAGUUAUAGUUUUAUGGGUACAAAGUAUGUACUGUUCGUUCUCCCUCUUAUAACAUAUUGUAAUAAUAUUAUCUGUCAAUAAAUACUUAGUUUGGUAACCUACGUUUCUGUCUACGGACAACAUUCAAAAGAAAAUGUCAAUCUUCGGGGGCUUUGCUAGCUUUGAGGAUAUCUAAAUCCACCCUCCAGCACGAUUUCCGCCAAUGCUUAUUACUUUCAUCAUCAUUAAUAUUAUUAUUGCAAUUAUUGAUUGAAACGAUGGACGAUCGGUGUGAUACACGUGCGAUGUUAUACCUAUUAUAAUAUUAUACACAUAGUCUCAUAGAUGUGUAUGAUGUGUCGAUAACUACAAUAUUAUAAACUAAUUUUUGUUCUAAAUUAUAUAAUCUGAAAUAAAUGAGAUAUGUAAACA
Molecule: messenger RNA, 1964 nt
Organism: Metopolophium dirhodum (rose-grain aphid)
Lineage: Eukaryota; Metazoa; Arthropoda; Insecta; Hemiptera; Aphididae
Exons: 5
Coding region: 334-1170 (278 amino acids)
Source: RefSeq, a predicted model, not a curated record